AUGAAUUAAGACUCAUAAUUUUAAUAGAAAUAGGAUUUUAAAUGUAAAGAUCAUCCUGAAAAGCCUGCACUUUUUUGGUGUAAAUCAAUUGAUUGCAACGAGAAUAGAAUUUUCUGUCUCAUUUGUCAAAAGUAGAAUAAACAUAUUAAACAUUAUAAUGGAGAUGUUUUUAGUAUUGAUAAAUUAAAUGAAUUUUUAAUUGAAAAAUUAAAAUCAUCUAAAGGUUUCAUUUCAGAAUGUGAACUUUAAAUGCAAUCAACAAUUAAAUCAUAUAAUAAACUCAUUUCUGGUUUAUAAUAUAAAUUCUGUGGAUUAGAAAAUAAAAUAAAUUAAUUUGAAGUUUAUUAAAAAUAAUAAGUUCUUGAUUCUUUGAUUAGAUAAGAUGAAUUUAUGAAUUAUUUGAAACAUAAUCUUGAGGGAAUUUAAUAAAAAUUUUAGAAAACCAUAGAUGAUCUUUUUAUUAAAUUAGAAUUACAUCUAAUUUAAUAUUAAAUAACUGAUUAAUAGAUUAAAUUGAAUCAAAAUGAAUAUCAAAAAGGUUAUUAUUCAUAUUUAUAUUCUUUUAGGUAUAUCUUUAAAUAUCAAAAAUGAAUAAAAUGAAGCAAAUUUAAAUAUUUGA
This is a messenger RNA of Paramecium primaurelia, 619 nucleotides long. NCBI's taxonomy places the organism in Eukaryota, Ciliophora, Oligohymenophorea, Peniculida, Parameciidae. The record is from the annotation of a GenBank genome assembly.